Molecule: messenger RNA, 330 nt
Organism: Ostreobium quekettii
Lineage: Eukaryota; Viridiplantae; Chlorophyta; Ulvophyceae; Bryopsidales; Ostreobiaceae
Source: the annotation of a GenBank genome assembly
AUGGACCCCGUGGGGCGCCUCGUGAGGAAGCACUUCCCGAGCCACGGGUGGUUCGCCGGCGAAGUGCGUGGCGUGAUCAGGGUCGCCAACCGGCGCUACUACAGGGUGGUGUACGAGGAUGGCGACGUCGAGGACGUGAGCGAGGUCGAGCUGAAGCAAAUCCUGGUGGAGGGCGGCGGCGGCGCGGCCUGGCGGAGGCCGGAGGGAGGCAGGGGGGGCCCGGCCAGGGACGUUCCGCGGGACAACCCGCCGCAAGAUCGUCUCUUUCACCGUCUGCAACUGGAAGGAGCACCGUCGCGCCUGGCGGCGUGCGUCUCGCCGCGCCCCUGA